Nezara viridula (southern green stink bug) is the source of this 654-nucleotide messenger RNA. The record is from the annotation of a GenBank genome assembly. Lineage: Eukaryota; Metazoa; Arthropoda; Insecta; Hemiptera; Pentatomidae.
AUGGCUGAUGAAAUUGCAUCAGCAAUGGAGCAGGAAAUGGUGGAAGAACAGGCUAUAAAGUGCCCAAGGCCUUCAGCAAAGAGGCAAAGGAAAGGAUCUCCUGACGCCCGAGAAGAAGCAGAUAAAGAACGUGUAGACGAUAGUCUUCUGCAAGAUGCACGUAGAAUCAAAGAAAACAUCAGGGUCUACAUGAACGCAACAGACAGGAACGUGAGUGCGAAGGUACAAAAGCACGUUAAUGGGAAAAUGCAGCAGUUAAUAGAUAUAAUGGAGACAAUAUAUGAUAAGAACUAUGAAAAAACGUUUUUAGUACAACGUGUGGUAAAGGACACAUUAGCUUCCUCUGAAAUGUAUGAUAUCAUAGUAAAUGCAUUAGUGGAAAAAGCAGUACCUAUGGUUAUCGAGGGACUCAAGUCGGAAAGUAAAACCAUACAAAGACCACUGUCAGAACCUCAGACAUCUCGGGAGUUUCCAUGCGUUAAAGAACAACCGCUAUUAGCCGAUGCCCACGCUAUUAUUGAGACCACGGAGAAUGAAAGUUUCCAGGAAGCGGGGCUUUAUGGUCAUGUCCAAUACGAAUUCCUCGUGUUCAGGCCCUGCGGAGGUAUUCCGGAAUUGUCCCUAGUGAGAGAGGUAGAUCUCGUUAGCAGGUAG